UAUUCAGAUUAUUGGAAAUCAGGAGCAGAUGUUAUUUGAAAAAGAUUGUAUUUGUGGCGUAGAAAAUAUGCUGGGUGGGCCACAAACACCCGGCUCCUCUUGUAGAUGAGUAGAUCCAUGAACGUCUUUGUUUUCCUCGUCCGAACUGGCAUCUGGCUAAAAAGUGUACGGCUGGAUAGUUCCAGUCUUGCUCGCCGUUUGCACAGACAAUGUUAGGUCGAGGGUGCGAGGGGCUUUAGCAGUACAGCCUGUGGAGCUCUCUUUAACGGGAUGGGGGGCAGGGUUGCGCCGCACCAAUGGUCCCGCCCACAACUCAAAGGCCAGUUUCUACUGAACCUCUGCCAAUCUGCAGAAACUAUGUCAUAGAAAACAACACAGGUUUUUCAAUGUUGGAUAACAUUGCCUUAAUCAUAAGACCACAGCAACGCUUUUACAGUAAAUCUAAAGAGGACUGGAGUGGGUCUUUAUCCAGAUUACCUAGAUUAAGUUAUGGUAAAUUAUCUUUUCAGACUUGCUUUUUAAAAACCUUUUCUUUUUUUCUGCUUUUUUGCAGGUUUAUCAGACGAUAUAAGUUUAGUAUUUAGUGGUGAUGAGCCAAAUGGAAUUAGACCUCUUAACUUUACAUUAAUAAUAAUAAUAAUAAUUUUAGGGUAAAUUAAAAAAAGUGUUUCUUUACUCAACACUGAGCUCAGAAUAAAGGCACACAGCCAAAGAUCACUGAUAGGAAGAUCAAUUUGUUUUACUCCACACUCUUUAAUCAAAAUGUGUCAAAUUCAGUUCAUGUCCCUGUAAAGAACAACUACAAAUGAUUCAGACGAACUAGUUUUCUCCCUGACCGCUUCAGCCUGUGCUCUGCCGGCCCCACAAACACUAGUAGAAACAGAGCACAUCCAUGCACUGGGCGUUUGUUUUGCAUCCGGAGCAGCUCCUUCAUGUCCUUGCAGGAGCGCAGGCCAGGAUCCCACCCAAAGCUCUCAACUGUGCACGCUUCCCACCAUCACGAGGAAAAUCCUCUGCUACACCUGCUUUCCCAAAAGAAAAAAAAGGAGUGCAGAAAUGAAAUCAAUUCUGGAUAAAUGUGCGGCGCUCCUGUUGCUAUUUUGUGGGUCACUAUGGCUCAAAACCAAGUGAUCCUGCAGUUCCACUUCGCCACGUUUGGGGACUCCAUGCUGCAGAAGAUGAACCUCCUGCGACACCAGAGACGUUUCUGCGAUGUGACUGUGCGCAUCAACCAGCUGGAGGUUCCAGGUCACAAGGUGGUGUUUGCUGCAGGCUCUUCGUUCCUGAGGGACCAGUUCAUCCUUCAGCAAGACUCUAAAGAGGUCCAGAUCUCUAUGAUCCAGGAGGCGGAAGUCGGUCGGCAGCUCCUGCUGUCGUGCUACACAGGCCAGCUGGAGUUUCCUGAGCUGGAAUUGGUGCACUACCUGACAGUGGCAAGCUUCCUUCAAAUGGGCCACAUUGUGGAGCAGUGCACCCAAGCUCUGAGCAAGUUCAUCAAGCCUGAGGCUUCACACCAGCUCAGGGUGGAUGUGGACAGGAAGAGGGAGAAGAAGAGGCAGGAGGGUUUACCCUCGCCGGCACACAGAGAGCAGUCUCAGGUGCAGACUGUCCUGCAGAAGGAGGAGGAGGAGGUGGUGGAGGAGGAGGAGGAGGAAGACGAAGAGGAGGAAGAGAUGGUGGUAGGCCAGGUUGAGGAAGACACUAAUGAUGACAGUGAUGAUGACGUUAUAAUCCAACCCAAAAGCCCUGUCCAGAGUUUGACCAGGCAUUCCAGGCAGAGUAUGGUGGAAAAUGACAUCACCAUAGUGAAGGUGGAGUCUGUGUCAAACGCGGCAGAAACCUCCAUCACGGGGAACUUCUCUGCCACGCCUCCCACAGCUCUGCAGUCCCCUGAGCCCCAACACUCCCUCAUCAACUCCACGGUGGACAGUCGCUGCAGUGAGAUGGCGGCUCCACCCGGCAUGCCCAGGUACCCGCUCAGCCCCCCUCCCCAGUCCCCACCCGCAGAGAAACACAGCGGCCACCAGAGGAACUAUGACAAGCCGCUGCAGUGGUACCACCAGUGCCCCAAGUGUGCCCGGGUCUUCCGGCAACUGGAGAACUACGCCAACCACCUCAAAAUGCACAAGCUCUUCAUGUGCCUCCUGUGUGGGAAGACCUUCACGCAGAAAGGCAACCUGCACCGACACAUGCGGGUGCACGCCGGCAUCAAGCCCUUCCAGUGCAAAAUCUGCGGCAAGACCUUCACGCAGAAGUGCUCGCUGCUGGAUCACCUGAACCUGCACAGCGGGGACAAACCGCACCGCUGCAACUACUGCGAGAUGGUGUUCGCCCACAAGCCGGUGCUGCGCAAGCACCUCAAACAGAUCCACGGCAAGAACAGCUUCGACAGCAACAGAGGCAACCUGCACGAGGGGGGGCUGGAGUUUGAUUUCUCCCAAGUAUGAAGCUCCCGCCCCCCUUUUUAGUUUGAAAUAGGAUAUCCUUUUUAUAAAUGUACAGCACUUUCGAAAGAGGGCCAGAUCAGUAAAGCCGCUGUCAGCUUUACGAUGACUAAAUCACAGGUCUCAAACUCCAGGCAUGAAGUAGGGGGGCCUAUUUGAUUUCCAACAAACCAAACACUGAAGCCCCUUAUUGGCUAAACACACCUGACCCAGGUAAUCAGCAGCAGAUGAGGCAGGACUUUUAUAAAAAACCAGCAGGAUGCCGGCCGUCAAGGCCUAGAGCCUGAGACCCGUGAACUAAAUGAAAGGAUGGAGAUGAGGGGCGGAAGAAGGCUAUCCAGCUCUGCCUCACACUGUAGCUCCAUUACUGUGGACUGUUUAUUUUAUUUUUGUCCAAUGCCUUCAUGUCAUACUUGAACAUUCAACAUUGAAACACAAAAAAAAGUGUUAGAAAGUAGUUGAAUCUAUAAACCAGCAUGUCUUUAUGUUAGGAGAACAAAUGCAGACAAACAUUAUUCCAUUUAAUGUUGUUCGGCUGUCUGUUUUACCUAUGUAGAUAUGACGAUAUGAGCUUCAUGCAUAACGAAAAGUGUGGACACAAAUGUUGAUGUGUGAUGCAAACAUUGCUUUGUUUUUAUAGACUUUAUAUCAGAGAUCCAUUUGGACCAAAUGAAGUCCUGUGUUCAUGGAAUGGAAAUAAAAUGAAUUUGUAAUCCGUGUGGUGCAAGACAAAGA
Messenger RNA from Oryzias latipes (Japanese medaka), 3179 nucleotides. The record is from RefSeq and is a predicted model, not a curated record. NCBI's taxonomy places the organism in Eukaryota, Metazoa, Chordata, Actinopteri, Beloniformes, Adrianichthyidae.